AUGGUUUCAACUUCCAAUCUAUUAUUUAUUACUGCAUUAUGUUUUGUUCUGAUGCAAAUGAAUUCAUCGACAAUAGUCGAUGGUUCAUAUUCAUUAUUGAUGGAGAAAGACAACAACGAUAAACAAGAACAUCAUGAUAAUGGUUAUCCUGGAUAUCUACAACAGCGUUCAACUCAUUUACAAAGUCCAUCAGCAUCUUUUAAAGAUCUAUUGAAUAAAAAAUAUGGUAGUCAAAAUUUUUAUUCAACGAACCGGGAAUCAUUUGGUCGAAAACAUCAUUGGGAUGCAUUUUUUGGUCGACGUUAA
Rotaria socialis is the source of this 306-nucleotide messenger RNA. The record is from the annotation of a GenBank genome assembly. NCBI's taxonomy places the organism in Eukaryota, Metazoa, Rotifera, Eurotatoria, Philodinida, Philodinidae.